Messenger RNA from Cinclus cinclus, 1608 nucleotides. RefSeq names its product methyltransferase 15, mitochondrial 12S rRNA N4-cytidine (gene METTL15). The record is from RefSeq and is a predicted model, not a curated record. Gene Ontology annotation, molecular function: rRNA (cytosine-N4-)-methyltransferase activity. NCBI's taxonomy places the organism in Eukaryota, Metazoa, Chordata, Aves, Passeriformes, Cinclidae. The coding region runs from base 29 to 1243 and encodes 404 amino acids. The transcript has 6 exons. Gene Ontology annotation, biological process: rRNA base methylation.
CGGAGCUUGCGGGUUGAUCAACUCCAAAAUGUUAUCUCAAAAUCUGUGCCAAGUUUGCAAAUGUUUGUUUCUGUGCAACCUGAAACUGAAUUCAGUAAAUGUGGCUGGUUUGGCUAGAAGGAUCUAUUCUUCAUCAAAAAAGCUUUCUGACUCUGAGUCAAAGGACCAAACUGUCCAGAAAUGUGAAACUGAAGAGUUGCCUCAAAGUACAGAAAACAAUAACUUUGGAAGGUUGCACAUACCAGUGAUGCUAGAGGAGGUUGUUAAUUGUUUAUCCCCUCAGCCAGGUCAGCUCUUCCUUGACAUGACGUUUGGAGCCGGAGGUCACACCACAGCUCUUUUAGAGAAAGCCAGCGACAUCACCGUGUACACACUAGACAGGGAUCCCACAGCUUAUAAAAUAGCUCAGCAGCUCUCAGAAACCUACCCGAAACAGAUUCAACCUCUUCUAGGACAGUUUAGCCAGUCAGAGGCUUUGUUAAUCUCAUCUGGGGUUGAGCCAGGGACUCUGGAUGGCGUUCUCCUGGAUGCUGGCUGCUCUUCUAUGCAAUUUGAUACACCCGAAAGAGGCUUUUCCCUGCAGAAGGAUGGACCUUUGGACAUGAGGAUGGAUAGUGACAGGUACCCUGACAUGCCCACUGCUGCUGAUGUUGUGAAUGCUUUAGAUCAACAGGCGCUUGCGUCCAUCCUGAGGACGUACGGGGAGGAGAGGCACGCUAAGAAAAUCGCUUCAGCCAUCGUUCGGGCACGCAGCGUAUACCCCAUCACCAGAACUCAGCAGCUUGCGAGCAUUGUUGCAGGUGCUUUCCCAGCAUCAGCUCUCUAUGCACGAAAGGACUUGCUUCAGAGACCUACACAUGUUGCUACUAAAACUUUUCAAGGCCUGCGAAUAUUUGUGAAUGAUGAGCUCCAUGAACUCUUCUUAGGACUCAAGACAGCUGAGAAGUUUCUAAAACCUGGAGGUCGCCUUGUAGCCCUCUCCUUUCAUUCACUAGAGGAUCGUAUUAUCAAACGUUUUCUUCAUGGAAUUGACAUGACAGAAAAAUACAAUCUGAGCUCAAAGCAGAAGAUAAGGCAGGCUCUGAAAAAUUCCUCCAAAGAAGAUACACAAGAAUAUCCCUGUGGAAAAUCCAACUCAAAGUGGAGUUUUAUACAGAAAAAAGUUCUCACACCCCAGGCCAAGGAUAUUCAAACAAACCCAAGAGGACGGUCGGCCAAGCUAAGAGCUGCUAUUAAACUCUAAACCAAAAUAUAUGAUCUUAUAAUUUCCAUAAAUUCUGUUUUCCAGAAUGCUAACUGGACGGAUAGUAUCAUACUGAAAAAAUAAAAUGAAGGCUGUUAAAAACAUUUCUUUCUUACCUUUGUGCUUCUUUUUGAUUAGGAAGUUGUAUAGAGUGUGAAAAUGCAAAAUAAAUGCUUAUAAAUGGGGAUCACUAAUUGUAAAAAAAAAAAAAAACAACAUAUUUUUUUAAAAGAGCAUCAAAUACCAAGUUUAUAAAAAUUGCAGGUUUGAUGUAUUUGUAGUAUUCCCUUUAGAAUAAUUUCAAAAUCCUGACAUUAACAGUCUAAAUUCAGUAGCUAGUUGAGACAUAUUUUUAUGGGGGCGAA